GCUAUAAAGCCGAGAGGGAGGCUUUGAGGAGGCUGCUGAUCCGAAGAAUCUCACCAUCCUGCUGCGGAAAAACUGUUGAUGAUUUAAACCGGCUGAUAACAAAGGAAUCUGCAUCGUGUUUGUCAGAGUGGGUUAAUUUAAGCGGCUUCAUAAAUUACUGGAGGACUAGUUUGUGGGCUUUUUUUGGGAUGCUGGUUCACCGCGCGCUCCGCUUUUUGCUGUGCGUCCUGAGCUGCGCGUGGUGGCUCCGCUCCGGGGCAGCCUCGCAGCUCAAAGCUCCGGCUCUGCCUAUCCAGUCCGAGAGAGAGCCGCUGCCUUCCAAAGGCUUGUCAGGAUGCUCAUUUGGAGGUCGAUUUUACUCUCUGGAAGACACAUGGCAUCCAGAUCUGGGGGAACCGUUUGGCAUCAUGCACUGUGUCCAGUGUCACUGUGAGCCCCAAAAGGGUCGCCGUGGGAAAGUGUUUGGGAAGGUGAACUGCAAGAAUAUCAAACAGGACUGUCCAAAUCCGGACUGUGAUGACCCCAUCCUGCUGCCUGGACACUGCUGUAAAACCUGUCCUACAGUUUCAGAUGAUAAAAAACAGGUCGACUCUCUGCUGGACAACUUUGAGUAUUUCCAUGAGAAGGGCAAAGAGGACGACCUCCACAAAUCCUACAACGACAGAUCCUACCUGAGUUUUGAGGACCCGAGCCCUGGGGAGAGCCGAACUGACUUCGUAGCGUUGCUGACAGGAGUGACAGGUUCGUGGCUGCCCAGCUCAAGUGGAGUUGCCAGAGUUCGGUUUACUCUGACCAGAAACAGCCUCGCUUUCUCCAUCUCAUACCAGAGGAUGGCCCGUCCCAGUAAAAUCGUCUUCCUGGACUCAGAUGGGACCAAUGCUUUUGAAUAUAAAGUUCCCAGAGGACAGUUGGAUAUGAUUUGUGGCGUGUGGAAGAACGUGGGAAAACCUCUGCUGAGGCAGCUGCAGGCCGAGCAAAUGCGCAUCAGCUUGAGCACGUCUGCGAGCAGAAGGGAAGAAGUGGAGGGAAGGAUCAUCAAACACAGGGCGCUGUUUGCAGAGACGUUCAGCUCAGUGCUGACAUCGGAAGAGGAGAACUCUGGCAUGGGAGGCAUUGCCAUGUUGACACUGAGUGACAGUGAGAACAACCUCCACUUCAUUCUCAUCCUGCAAGGUCUCGUCAAACACAAAGAGCCCAUCCUGGUGCCGAUCAGAGUCCAGCUACUGUACCACCAUCACAUCCUGAGAGAGAUCCGAGCCAACAUCACCUCUCAUGACCCAGACUUCGCAGAGGUGCUGACAGACCUGAACAGUCGGGAACUGUUCUGGUUAUCUCGUGGUCAGCUGGAGAUCGCCGUGGCAACGGAAGGUCAGGAUCGCAGGCAAAUCUCUGGCUUCAUCGCUGGAAGGAAAUCCUGUGAUACUAUUCAGAGUGUGAUGUCUAGCGGUGAUGCACUGACCCCGGGGAAGACUGGAGGGGUGGGAUCCGCUGUCUUUCAUCUCCAUGACAACGGAACCCUAAACUACCAGGUUCAGGUCGCAGGUCUCACCAGUGAUGUAAACAGCGUCGCCAUAGAGCUGAAGCCGCGGCGUCGAAACAAGCGCUCCAUCCUUUACGAUCUGACGACAGAGUACAACAAGGCCACGGGGCAGGCGGUGGGCAGCUGGAGCCGUCUGGAGGCUCGUCACAUACACAUGUUGCUGCAGAACGAACUCUUUAUCAACGUGGCCACGGCACACAGCCCAGAGGGAGAGCUGAGGGGGCAAAUCAAGGCUCUUCCUUACAGCGGGCUGGAGGUGGCACGACAUGAGUUACCCACCCCUCUGGCUGGACACUUUGUCUCCCCACCAGUCAGAACCAGCGCUUCGGGUCAUGCCUGGGUGUCAGUGGACAAACAAUGUCACCUGCACUACGAAAUAGUCGUGGCAGGCCUCAGUAAGACUGAUGACCUGACCGUGAAUGCCCACCUGCAUGGACUGGCCGAGAUUGGGGAGCUGGACGACACCAGCACCACACACAAGAGACUGCUGACGGGCUUCUACGGCUCACAGGCUCAGGGAGUUUUGAAAGACAUUGGUGUGGAAUUACUGCAGCACCUGGACCAGGGGACAGCGUUCAUCCAAGUCAGCACCAAGGUGAACCCACAUGGUGAAAUACGUGGACGGGUCCAUGUUUCAAACAGCUGCAGGUUUGGAGCCGGAGGGGAGGUGGAAGAGGCUGAGUUUGAUGACCUUCUUGUGAAAGACCCCGAGGAGCUUAAGAAAGACCCCCAUACCUGCUUUUUUGAGAACCAGCAUCACGCUCAUGGUUCCCAAUGGACUCCAAACUAUGACAAGUGUUUCUCCUGCAGUUGUCAGAAGCGAACGGUGAUCUGCGAUCCGGUCAUUUGUCCGGUCUUGACCUGCUCCAGAACCACUCAGCCUGAAGACAAGUGCUGCCCAAUCUGUGAUGAGAGAAGGGAGCCCAAGGACAUGAAAGCUCCUGAGAGGGUGGAUGAACAUCCUGAUGGCUGCUACUUUGAGGGAGACCAGAAGAUGCACGCCCCAGGAACCACAUGGCAUCCGUUUGUUCCUCCCUUUGGAUACAUUAAAUGUGCUGUCUGCACUUGCAAGGGGUCUACAGGGGAGGUGCACUGUGAGAAGGUAACGUGCCCAGUGUUGACCUGCAGUCACCCAGUGAGACGGAGUCCCUCAGACUGCUGUAAGGAGUGUCCUGAGGACGACAGGGGCCCUGCAAGGCUGGAGCACAGUGAUAUGAUGCAGGCUGAUGGCCCGCGACACUGCAAGUUUGGGAAGGACUAUUACCAGAACAGUGACAGCUGGCAUCCCUGGGUACCAAUGGUGGGAGAGAUGAAGUGCAUCAACUGCUGGUGUGAUCAUGGUGUGACCAAAUGUCAGAGGAAACAGUGUCCAGUGCUGACAUGCUCCAACAUCGUCCGUUCUGGAACCUCAUGCUGCUCCACAUGUGCCGAUUCCAAAGAUGAAGACAAAAAAAGAACCUGGAGACACUGAUCCAUUAGGAUGCAAACUCUCCAAAAUAAACCCCCCAUCAACACUCUCCUCUUCCUCUUCCCAUAAGGACUUAAUCCCAGAGCUGCACACUGGGGUGUCCCCGCCCAACCCCCCCACCUGACAGCCACCAUCUUAUCAGCUUCAAGAUUGUAAUGAGGAGACCACAAGAGCAAAAAAAUGGGAGUGAAAGACGUUUUAAUGAAAGAUUGAAACGACGGACGACCAGACUUUACUCACCUGCUGCCUUCUGCUUCCUGUUAGUGUUUGCUGGAGCGUCAUGUUUCUCUGAGCUGUUCGUUGGGACGCACAGUGAAGCCAACACAGGAAUGAAAUCCAGAAUUUAAGACGUUUAAUCGACAGAGCUUCUGUUUGAAGUAGAGCCAGAGUUACGAGUGUCGCUGUGACUGAAUCAGUGUGGACGUGUGACUGCAGGUUGUGUGUGUGGGUUCUUCUUUUUUAUUUUAAUGAAGAGUAAUCAGCAGUACAGAUGUCAGUUAAAGCAUCACCACCUUGUGGAAACAUAUUUCCAGUCAUUUUGGCUCCUGCAGCCAUCAUUUGGGAUGAAAACACCUCAUUUUUCCUCUGCUUUGGUCAUUUCUAUUUCUGUUUUGAAUUAGUCGUUUUGGGUGAAUUUUUCAGUUAUUGUGGAAGAUAAAGCUGGUUUGUAUUGUGUAUUUAUUGAAUACUGUGGAAACAAAAUAAAAAAAAAGAUGCUUUUGGGA
Melanotaenia boesemani (Boeseman's rainbowfish) is the source of this 3733-nucleotide messenger RNA. RefSeq names its product chordin (gene chrd). The transcript has 21 exons. Gene Ontology annotation, molecular function: protein binding. Gene Ontology annotation, biological process: multicellular organism development. The coding region runs from base 189 to 3011 and encodes 940 amino acids. The record is from RefSeq and is a predicted model, not a curated record. NCBI's taxonomy places the organism in Eukaryota, Metazoa, Chordata, Actinopteri, Atheriniformes, Melanotaeniidae.